AUUGUCAUAAUAACCCUAAUGAACAUUUUGGGCAUUUAUUAAUGAUGGUUCUCAAAUUCAGCUGUUGCGUUGUUUAACUGCCCGUGUACUGGGUUUCUGAACUGUGUAUAUAUUAUAAGUUAACAGCACUGAUAUGAGAUUAUAGAUUUCAAUCCUUCUCCUGCUUGUGCAUAGUUGAUCAUAAAUAAAUUCCCAUGGAGAUGUACACUUUUUAUUUGAUUUUUGCAUUCAUCGUUGGAAGCCGUGCAUCGGAUUUCGAACCUGGAAGUUUGAAUUGCGUUCCACCUGCUCGCUAUAAAAUGGAAGCUUGCCUGAACAGUGAUCCGUGUUGUUUCGUUUCCCCGGUGUUUGUAAAUGGCUGCUUUCGGGGAUGUCAGGUGGCAUGUCAUAAUUCUAUACUUUGUCCAAGGAUAUGUCCAGUUUUGAAAAGGUUUGAUAUCGAGAAAUGUGUCAAUUCCGAUCCCUACUGCUUCGUCCAAAAAUUAACUGACGUGACAAGAUCGGGCAGAGUGUGUUUUAAAGGCUGCAUGAUGGCCUGUCAGUGAACUCUGAUUAAGAUUUUUUUUU
Saccostrea cuccullata (small rock oyster) is the source of this 567-nucleotide messenger RNA. RefSeq lists its product as uncharacterized. The record is from RefSeq and is a predicted model, not a curated record. The coding region runs from base 195 to 545 and encodes 116 amino acids. Lineage: Eukaryota; Metazoa; Mollusca; Bivalvia; Ostreida; Ostreidae. The transcript is spliced from 3 exons.